GAGGACGACGCCCUGCCCCGCCACGCCCGCCGGCCCAGACACACGCCGCGUCUCGCAGCGUCAUGCCGCGGUGACGCCCGCCUUCUUCGCGCCCUUGUCGUUGUCGUUCGCGAGUGAGUGUGUGCAGUGCAGUGCCAGUGCACGAUGGCGCUCAACGGGGUGCACAAGUGGUCCAUGGAGACAGCCCGCUACCCGCCUUCGCACCACUCCCGCUCCCUGCACGGCGGUUCGUCCUGGGCCACGCGGGAGGCGCGGCCUGUCGACGUGUUCCUGGCCUUGGCGGUGGCGCUCGUGGUCAUCGCCGUGCUAUGCAUCGCUGGACUCGCCAUCUACCUCGGCGCCAUGAGGAUCGACGCCCGAAACACGGACAUCGUCCUGGACGGCCGGCUGCAGGUGUCUGGCGGCGCGCCCUCCGCGCCGCAGCUGCAGCUCGCCCUGCUCAACUCGUCGUCUGCCGCCUUCCAGCAAGCGGCCCGCUUCUACACGACCCUGCUGGACCGCGUCUACAAGCGCAGCGAGCUGGGCCCGGCGCUCCGCUCCGCCUCCGUGAGGGGCUUCAGCCUGCGCAGCUCCACCCUGGUCGUGUUCUUCAGGCUUCAGCUGGAUCGCAGGCGCACCACCACGAUCGAGGUAGAGGAGGUGGCCAAAGGCGUGCUGGUGCAGGAGGCCACCGCGCUUAAGCCCAUCGCCUUCACCGACAUGCAGAUGGACGCCGAGCACAUCGUCAUUAAACGCCAUGAAGAGCACCAGGACGACGAGGACUCGGAGCGGAAGAACGCGACUCGCACGGAGACGCAGGGCGCGGCGCCGGGCGGGCUGGGCGCCAAGGGGGACCACGCGCUGCCCGGACGACCCCCUCCGAGCCCCGCAGCCACCGUGUCCUCGCUGUCCGCCGUGACCACACGGCCGCUCGUCUUGUCCACCUCCAACCGAGGGCAGUCCGCCCGCCCGGCCCGCACCACCACCACGACCACCACAACCACCACCACAACGACGACCACGGCGCCGACGUCCGCUUGGGAGGACGCGACACUCACCUUCACGGGGUCGUUCAUGGGGGCCUUCACGGGCGCGCCGGCCACCGAGAUACUGAGCCGGAACCAAGCCGGCGGCCAAAUCAUGGCGCUGGACGACGCCGAGGUGGCCACCACCCUGCCGCCGGCGCCGCCCCCGCCAUCGCCCCCGCCAUCGCCCACCGAGGCCACCGAGCCAGCGAGGAUGACGUCCGCCCGGCCCGUGGCGCCUCACGCUCCGCCGCACCCCACCGGCAUGGUCGAGCCCAUAGCCAAGGAGGAUGUCAUCGUGGACCCGUGGAACGCGCCGUACGGCGGCUCCGCGACGAGGAGACCGCCACCGAUGUCCCCGCCGAUUUCAAUCCAGGAGGACGACGACGAUCUGUCCUCGUGGAGGCCCGUCCGGCCAACGCACCAGCACCACGUCGCCACGGCUGCCGCGGUACCGAUCCUGCUGCCGACGGCCAGCGACGAGGACGACGGCGUUGCUGCGGUGGGCGUGGCCGAGGUUGUGGCCAUCCCGUCGUCCGCGCUGGAGGGCUCCAUCAACCCGCCGUCCGGGCCGCCCCCCUCGCUCCUGGACCGCCUCAGCCUCAGCCCGUCCGAGGCCUUCCGCCAGGACCUACUCCUGGAGCGCACCAACCAGUCGAGGCAGCCCGUCAGCGCGUACGCUGGCGACUUGGACGUCGGCGUGGACGUGCCCGUCGUGUCGGGCGUGGCCACCAGUGUGCAGAGCGCGCCGGGUGCGGUCGGUCGGCCCGGCGACACCAUCUCCAAGAUCUCGUUGAUCGUGUCGGGCGAGGAGGACGACGAGGACUCGGAGACGAGCAUUCUGCAGACAGGCAGUGGGUCCAUUGUCAUUAAGGACGAUAGCCGUGCCGGCACCAGCACGACGUUGAGCACGACGGCCUCCACCACCACCACCGCCGCGACGAAUCCGACGGCGACCUCUACCACCAUCACCACCGCGCCGGCGCCCGCCACGACAGAGGCCUCCACCGUCAGGCAAGAAGUGGCCAAGGCGGAGAUGCGGAACAGUAACAUUCGCAUGCCGGGGCUGUUCGCAUUGCCGGACUUCCCGCUGCUUCAGCAGUUCCCGAACCUGCUCUCCGUCAAGCAGGCCAUCGGGCAGGACGGCGAACCGGUGCAGCAAAGAGUGGAGCUGCAGCAUCAUCAACAGCAGCGAGUAGAACAACAUCAUGAGCAACAUCAACAACGGGUGGACCUCCUGCAGCAGCAGCAGCAGAAGGUGGAGGAACAGAAAAGGAUAGAGGAGAAGCCUCAGCAGCCAAGCGAGGAGCAGAGGACUGGCGGCACGACGACCGUCAAGCCCGCGGUGCCUUCGUCCGAGGAGUCGGUGACCAUCGUCACCUUGCUGCCCGUCCGCUCGAACUCGGGCCUGCGGAGGCCGCUGCGCCGGAAGCCCCCGACCAAGCCGCAGCCGUCUGCCGUCCCGGUCCUUGUGGCCCCCGCCCUGGCGUCCCCCGCCUUGCCGCCCCCUACACUCGCAGCCCCCAGUCCACCGCCUCCUCCGACCACGGCCGCAACCCCCGCCCCUACAGAGCCGCAAACGCCCACGCCGCCGCCCAGCGCCGCGCAGAAGAAGCAGGAAGACAGCGCCAAGAUCCUGUCCAGCUUGAAGCUGGUGCUGGAGUCCAGGCAGAGCCACUACACGUCCACGCCGGCGAGCAGCAACAGCAGCAAGUCUGGGCCGCAGCAGGGACAAGUGGACAGGAUCACGCACUUCAUCGUGCCGCCCGAGGGCCCGGCGCCCACGCCGCAGCGCGCCCACACCAACUUGGCUCACAUCGAGAGGGUCACCACGGAGGCCGCACCCGCCAGCAGCACGGCCCCGAGCGCACAACCCUCGGCAAGCACGACGGCGGUGAAGAAGCAGCAGCUGCAGCCGCAGGCAGCAGUCACCAGCAGGACGCCGCCGAGCCGCGGCGUGGCCAAGCCCGGCAACAAGACGUCCACCCAGACGCGGGCGCAGCCACCGCGGGCGCAACCACCGCGUGCGGGCGGUGCGGGCGCCCCCGCCAAGCGCACCCCCCCGAGGCCGUCCGCCCAGCGAGUGCCGCGGCCUCAACAGGCCAGCAGCCGCCUCAAGGAGACCGUGGUGCGCACCAACGUCAACAUCGGCAGCAGCGGGCGCAGGAACGGUCCGGGCCAGGUGGGCCAGGCGUCGGGCCAGGCCUCGGGCCAGGUGCAGACCGGCGUGGCCGUGCCGCGGCCGCCCUCGGACACGGCAGUGCGUGGCGAGGGGAAGGUCACCAUGGAGAGGGUGCUGACGCUCGCCGCCAAAAAGGGCGACGACGUGGAGAUGGUGCAUGUCAAGUCCCCUGACGCCGAGGUCACUGCGUCACCGCCAGGGGCAGGGCCGGCAGGGCAGGACGGGGGGUUGACGAUGACGACAGUGGUCGCGACCACACCCUCGACCAAGUCCACCGCCACCCCGACCAAGUCCUCGACCCCGAAACCCCACCGGACCGUGGCGGUUAAUGCAACCAAGCCCACCAGCACGAAGACCGCCGUUAGCAAGCCGAGCUACAAGCCGACUGGCGUUGCCAGCGUUGCCCUCAAGCCCAACUCCACCAAGCCUAGCCCAACGACUCACAAGCCAGUACCCAUUGCGUCGCCGCCGAAGCCUGCUGCCUCGGUGACCAGACCUGUCAUCGCAAAGCUGGCGGCCAAGACGCCUCAAAAUUCCACCAAAACAAACUUGAGUACAACGUCCAGCAAGCCCCCAACUACAUCAAGCAAACCCGUGACGAAGAACGCCUCAUCGCUGGCGAAGCCCUCUACAGCGAAACCUUUGACAAGACCGCCACCGGCCUCAACGCCAAUCAAGCCCGCUUUGAAGACAGCGGCAGGCAUCACGAGGAAGCCCCCGACGAAGCCUGCGACAAAGCCUCCAACCAAGACCUCCCCCGUCCCGAGGCCAUCUCCAAAGCCCUUCGCGACGACGGAGGCGCGGCCUGCAGCCAGCACCGCGCCCCCGACCACCACCUCCACGACGACCUCCAUCCCCAUGACGUCUCCGCCGCAAAGCCUUCUGGCGGACGCCACCGACGAGCCCCCACCGCCACCGGCACUCGGGGUGGGCUUGGCGCUACCACCGCCGCCCCCAGUCCCCGAGCCCAGCCCGCUGGAGAAGACGGAGGCCCAGCGGAACCGCACGGCGCAGCUGGUGGCGGCCAUUCGCGCCGCCGUGGGGCUGCCGGCCAAGUCCGUGUCGUCGUCCUCCACCAAGCUGGCGGCCAACGCGGUGGGGGCGGCGCUGCCGCACAAGGAGCUGCACAAGGCGCCGCCCACCACCACGCCGUCGACGACCACCACGACGGGCGGCGGUGCGGAAGUUGACGAAGACCUGGCGGACGCCGCCAAUGCCACAGACUGCAGUGAGGGCCUCCAGUGCGGCGACGGCUCCUGCGUGUCCGCCGUGUCGCGCUGCAACCAGCUCGUGGACUGCGUGGACGGCGCGGACGAGCGCGGCUGCUCCUGCGCAGACUACCUCCGCGCCAAGUUCAUGCACCGCAAGCUGUGCGACGGCGUGGUGGACUGCUGGGACUACAGCGACGAGAGCAACUGCGACUGGUGCGAGCCGGGCCGAUACGUGUGCCCUAGCUCCCGCGUCUGCGUCGACAAGUCCAAGCUGUGCGACGGGCAGCGCGACUGUCCGUACGGCGACGACGAGAAGCAGUGCGUCUCCGUGGCCCCGGACGCGCGAGCCGCGGACGACUUCGUGUACCACAACCAAGGGUUCGUGAUGGUGCGGCGCCAGGGCCAGUGGGGCAAGCUGUGCGCGAGGGGCAUCGUCAACGUGGGCGGCGACCCCGGCCCCGGCAGCAAGUCCACGGCCCCCACCCACCCCUGGGGCCCCAUGCAGCUGGGCGAGGUCGUGUGCAAGGCGCUCACUUUCAGCGGCGUGGCGACGGCACAGCUGGUCGACACCGGCGGGGACAAGGCCCAGGACGACACGCCGUUCUUCGAGACAGCCAUCAACGCCCGGAACGCGACGGACGAGAGAAGCAGCAGGCACCAGGCCUUCGUGGAGUCCGAGUGCCCGGGCAGGCAAGCCCUCCGCGUGUCCUGCCAGAGUCUGCUCUGCGGGGAGCGACCCCAGGCCACGUCGCACUGGGCCCGGUCUCACUCGUCCUCGCGGUCCUCGCUGGCGACGGGGCUGACGGGGCGCCGGGCCCGGAUCGUCGGCGGCACCAACUCGGGCCCAGGUGCGUGGCCGUGGCAGGCCGCGCUCUACAAGGAGGGCGAGUUCCAGUGCGGGGCCACGCUCAUCUCGGACCGCUGGCUGCUGUCCGCCGGCCACUGCUUCUACCACGCCCUGGACGACUUCUGGGUGGCGAGGCUCGGCGCGCUGCGGCGCGGCACGGACUUCGCGUCGCCCUACGAGCAGCUGAGGCCGCUGUCCGCCGUCGUGCUCCACCCCGGCUACGUGGACGCCGGCUUCAUCAACGACAUCUCUCUGCUGCGGAUGCGAGAGCCGGUGCUGUUCAGCGACUACAUCCGCCCCAUCUGCCUGCCGUCGCCCAGCGCCGUCCUCAAGGACGGCACCAUGUGCACCGUCGUCGGCUGGGGGCAGCUGUUCGAAGUCGGCCGAGUAUUUCCGGACACCCUGCAGGAGGUACAGCUGCCCACCAUCUCGACGGCCGAGUGUCGCCGCAGGACGCUGUUCCUGCCGCUGUACAGGGUCACGGACAACAUGUUCUGCGCGGGGUUCGACCGCGGGGGGCGGGACGCCUGCCUGGGAGACUCGGGCGGGCCCCUCAUGUGCCAGGAAGCGGACGGCCGGUGGACCCUGCACGGCGUGACGAGCAAUGGGUACGGCUGCGCGCGCGCCGACCGGCCGGGCGUCUACACCAAGGUGGUCAACUACGUGCGCUGGGUGCGCGGCGUGACGGAGGGCGGCGAGGUGUCGCACCAGGUGGCCCAGGCGCUGCGGGACGCCAAGACCGCCUGCAACGGCCACCGGUGUCCCCUGGGCCAGUGCCUGCCCGCCAACCGAGUGUGCAACGGCUUCAUCGAGUGCAGCGACGGCUCGGACGAGAAGGGCUGCUGGUAGGGCCAGUGUCCAGUUCAUCCAGUACGCCUGGAACCCGGCCUGGAACCCCUCGGCAAUGCCCAGGCAAUUUGUUUGCCCCGGCCUGUGGAGCAACGAGGGUCCCCUUUUCUGAUGACUACCUCCUCACUGGACUCAGGACCAGAGUAAUGGCCCUGUGCAACUGCAAUGAAUGUGAUACUCAACAGUUAUGCCCCCAUAGUCUCCAGAAAAUGACUGUCGUGUCCAGGAUGUGGAAUAAUGCCGCAGGAAACCAGGAUAUGUUAGAAUAAAGCUGGAAACAGCGUCUUUUCUGUGCCAAUGGAUUGAUCUUGUAAAGCUUACCAUAACUUAAGUUUGUAUUGUAUUAUAGCUUUAAUUUUUGACUGUUUAGAGGUGAUAAAUGUAGUAAGAGCAUGCAUAUGUCAAUGGAAAUAGAACUGUUUCCUAAGGAAGAGUGAUAUUAAUACAUCUAAGAAGAGUAAUUUUAAUUUUUUAAGUAGUACCUGUUUCAACUUAGUAUUGAAUAUCGAUAGCUUUGAUGUAGCUUUAAGGACUGCAUGCUCAAUCUAAUGUCACACCAUGGCAUUGUGUUCUUAUAGAACCAAUGUACCGCCAUUAAAAUAAUGAUUGUUUGUGUCGAGAUUCCUGCACUUUUCUGAACUUUGCAGUUUGCAAUAGGAAUAGAAUAAAACGAACCAUAAUCCAAAUUAAA
This is a messenger RNA of Thrips palmi, 6784 nucleotides long. Its product is annotated as mucin-5AC-like. Gene Ontology annotation, biological process: proteolysis. The transcript is spliced from 20 exons. Gene Ontology annotation, molecular function: serine-type endopeptidase activity; protein binding. The record is from RefSeq and is a predicted model, not a curated record. Lineage: Eukaryota; Metazoa; Arthropoda; Insecta; Thysanoptera; Thripidae. The coding region runs from base 145 to 6093 and encodes 1982 amino acids. Gene Ontology annotation, cellular component: membrane.